Solenopsis invicta (red fire ant) is the source of this 1603-nucleotide messenger RNA. RefSeq names its product valacyclovir hydrolase. The transcript is spliced from 5 exons. Bases 238 to 1134 code for a protein of 298 amino acids. Lineage: Eukaryota; Metazoa; Arthropoda; Insecta; Hymenoptera; Formicidae. The record is from RefSeq and is a predicted model, not a curated record.
ACAGAUGUAAAGUAUUAUGAGACGCAGUUAUUUAUUCAUUUCUAUUAACAUAUAUUAACAUGAAUAAACUAAUUUCCGGUUGUUUUUUACUUACUAGAAUUAAGAAAAGGUAAUAAGAAAAGCAAUUAAACUGAGCCUAAAAUUACUGAUAAGCAUUGAUAAAAAUAACAUACAACUGUGUCUUACAAUCACUUCACUUGUGACUACGAUUACGCAUUUGUAGAACCUUAAUGUAACAUGGCCAAUACGUGCAAAAUGUUUGCUCGUUUCACGAGUGCGGUAUGCAAAGCUGUAAAAUCCGAGAACCGAGCAUUAUGGAUCCGGCAAUUGUCAGUCACAGCGAGUAAAGCUCGUGAGAUGGAGGAACGAAAAAUUAAAGUAGAUGACACGGAAAUUAAUUACGCUAGGGUUGGUAGAGGUGACCAUCCGGUGUUGUUGCUGCCAGGUGCUUUGGGGACAAUAUGGACCGAUUUCAAACCGCAGAUGGAGGGCCUGAACGCGGACAAGCUGACCAUAGUAUCUUGGGAUCCACCUGGUUACGGAAAAUCGCGACCACCUGACAGGACUUUCCCAGACGAUUUCUUUCAGCGUGACGCCGCGUACGCCCAUAAUUUAAUGAAGACUCUCGGCUACUCGAAAUUUUCUUUGAUCGGCUGGAGCGAUGGCGGUAUCACAUCGCUCCUGCUUGCCUCGGCGUAUCCCGAUAGCAUCCGCAGAAUGGUUGUCUUUGGUGCAAACGCAUACAUACAUCCGGACGAGACGAAGAUAUACGAGAGCAUUAGGGACAUCAACAAGUGGUCGGAAAAAAUGAGAACACCUAUGAUACAAAUCUAUGGCAAGGAUUACUUCAGUAAGAUGUGGUCGGAUUGGAUAGACGGCGUACUGAGAUUGUACGAAAAACAAAACGGCAACCUGUGCAAAGAAGUUUUACCAAAUAUAAAGUGUCCGACUUUGAUUAUUCAUGGAGCAAAAGACGCGAUGGUCCUGCCGGAACAUCCGAUAUAUCUAAAGCAAAAUAUCAGCAAUUCAAAGCUGCAUAUUUUCGAGAAGGGCGCACAUAAUCUUCACUUAAGAUAUGCCGAAGAGUUCAAUAAGUUGGUUAUGGAUUUUCUCCUUGAUCAAUCGAAAAUGUGAUAGUUUAUUGUAAUAUGUAUUGUAAAAAAAAAGUAUGCUUUUCUUAUCUCAUGUAUUAUAUGUAUGCGACGAUAAUAAUUAUGGUGGCGCUUUAUCAUGGUUUAGAAACGUAGUUUUAUAAAAGUAACGAUUCGUUACUUUUUUCUGUUUCACGAAAUUUGAUGAUUUUUUUUUUUUUAGAGUAACAUAUCUAAGUGUGUCACUAUUUGACCAAUUCAAAUUUAUCAUAUUUUGAUUGAUCUCAACAUAGUUCAUAAACUUAACAGAUUCGUAAAGUAACAAUAAAGUUUGUUAUUGUUCCUGAAAAAAUGUAACGACGUUACCGUUAGUAUACAGAAAAAAAUAACGAUUCAAAAAAAGUAAUUGUAACAGCGUUACAAAUUACAUCCCAAACUUGCAUUUUAUUAUGUAUUGUGUUAUUUUGAAAAUUUUAUAAUGAAAGGUUUUAUAACAAAAUGAUAUUAACGAG